Molecule: messenger RNA, 3205 nt
Organism: Durio zibethinus
Lineage: Eukaryota; Viridiplantae; Streptophyta; Magnoliopsida; Malvales; Malvaceae
Source: RefSeq, a predicted model, not a curated record
UAUCUCAAAAUGAUUGACAGCAAAACUCAAACUUAAUCUUUAAUAUUCGACCUUGCAAACUCAACCAUUUUCCAUUGAUGAAUAAUUAUUGUAUUAAUAACUUCGUCGUACUACUAAUACAAAAGUAAAUGGCAGCUUCGAAAUUUUAUCCAAAAACCCAACCCCACUCUACACGUGCCUUCAAUGUCAACUAAAUGAUUACUUUUUUUUAACAAACAGUCCUAACCGUCCCUACAUCAUCCGUGGCACAAAACCUCCACGUCGGCCUUCAGUAACGUAAGAAAUCGACAAAGGAAAACAAUAUUCAACGUUUCAUCCAAUCCCAACGGUCAAACCCUCUGUCCAAAACCAGAAUCACAACUCUACAAUCGCCAAAGUUGUUCGACAUUUAAACGCUCCUGUCUCUCUCUCUCUCUAGAAACCCCACUAGCAGCUGGCAAGAGUUAAAAAAAACAGUACUACUUGCGUUUUGCCUACAGGAAACAAAAAAGGGUUCUGGGUUUUUUUGGUUCUUAGAAAGAAAGUUGAUUGCUGAUUUUGGAAGUAUCACUGCCUUGAAGGGUUCCAAUUUAGAGCAAAGAAAAGAGUUUUUAUUUUUUCUUUUUGAAAGCUGUGGUUUGUUGCUGAUUCUUUGAAGCAUAUUCUGGGUUGGAAUUCUGAGAGAAAGAGAAAGAGAAGUUUGAGGAUUAAGCCACAAUGGAUUGUUUUCUUGAGAAAAAAGGGACAAGUUUUUGAAGUACCUGAAUCUUAAAGCCUCACACAGAAGAUACUGGUGAAAUGGUACAGAGCUGUGAAUUUCAAGGAAAGUCAAAGCAAUUUGAGAUUUAGUGAUCAUUUUGAUCAAAAUUCAUAUCUGAAUCAUGGGAGAAGGCACAGGAAAUGGGGUUUUGGCUGAGAGUCAGUCCGCUGACGACUGGUUAUCGCAUGCACAAGAGCUUGUUCCCAUGGCACUUGAUAAGGCAAGGGGGGUGAAGGGGUUCCCUGGAAGGUGGAAGAUGAUAAUUUCCAAAUUGGAGCAGAUCCCUUCACGCUUAUCAGACUUGUCCAGCCACCCUUUCUUUUCCAAAAAUGCUCUUUGUGGGGAGCAAUUGCAGGCUGUGUCAAAGACAUUGAAGGAAGCAAUUGAAUUGGCAGAAUUAUGUCUAAAGGAGAAGUAUGAGGGGAAGCUUAAGAUGCAGAGUGAUCUUGAUUCAUUAUCAGGGAAAUUGGAUUUGAAUUUACGGGAUUGUGGACUUCUGAUCAAGACUGGUGUACUUGGUGAAGCCACUUUGUCUUUAUCUUUUGUUGGCUCUUCAUCAGAAUCAGAGACUGCUACACAUGGCCAUCUAAAGGAAUUGCUUGCAAGGCUUCAGAUUGGGCACUUGGAAGCAAAGCACAAAGCUCUGGACAGCCUUGUUGAGGUCAUGAAGGAAGAUGAAAAGAGUGUAUUGUCGGUUAUGGGACGGAGCAACGUUGCUGCUUUAGUCCAGUUGUUAACCGCAACUUCUCCUCAUAUCCGGGAAAAGGCUGCGACUGUUAUCUGCUCACUUGCAGAAUCUGGGAGUUGUGAGAGCUGGCUUGUUUCGGAUGGUGUAUUGCCACCUCUCAUAAGGCUUCUUGAAUCUGGCAGCAUAGUUGGUAAAGAGAAAGCAACAAUUUCGCUGCAGAGAUUAUCAAUGACUGCACAAACAGCCCGAGCAAUUGUUGGGCAUGGUGGGGUUCGACCAUUAAUCGAAAUCUGCAAGACUGGAGAUUCUGUUUCACAGGCUGCCGCUGCUAGUACGUUAAAAAAUAUAUCAGCCGUCCCCGAGGUUCGACAAAUACUAGCAGAGGAAGGAAUUAUAAAGGUCAUGAUCAAUCUCCUUGAUCGUGGAAUUUUGUUGGGUUCCAAAGAAUAUGCUGCGGAGUGCUUGCAGAAUCUCACAGCCAGCAAUGGGAAUCUGAGAAGGUCUGUUAUAUCAGAAGGUGGAAUUAGAAGACUAUUGUUAUACCUUGAUGGUCCUUUGCCCCAAGAAUCUGCAGUUGGAGCCUUGAGGAAUUUGGUUGGCUCAGUUUCCAUGGAAGUUCUGACAUCACUUGGUUUCCUCCCUCGAUUAGUUCAUGUGCUUAAAUCUGGAUCGCUGGGUGCACAACAAGCUGCUGCAUCAGCUCUCUGUCGAGUCUGCAGUUCAAGAGAAAUGAAAAAGCUGGUGGGUGAAGCUGGGUGCAUCGCUCUUCUUAUCAGAAUGCUUGAGGCUAAAUCAAACAGUGCUAGAGAGGUAGCUGCUCAAGGCCUUUCAAGCUUGGUAACUGUCUCUCAGAAUUGCAGAGAAGUCAAAAAGGAUGAUAAAAGUGUGCCGUAUCUGGUCCAAUUGCUUGAUCCAAGUCCCCAAAAUACUGCAAAAAAGUAUGCAGUUUCCUGCCUUGCAUCUCUCUCAUCAAGUAAGAAAUGCAAGAAGCUUAUGAUCUCAUAUGGAGCAAUUGGGUAUCUCAAGAAGCUUUCAGAGAUGGAAAUCCCUGGUGCCAAGAAGCUCCUUGAGAGGUUGGAAAGAGGAAAGUUUAGAAGUUUGUGCAGCCGGAAGUAGGGGAAGAAAUGAAACUCUUUCCUUUUGUAUAAUGAAAUUUUCCUUUUAGGUUCCCUCUUCUUCCCCUCCCUCUUCCUUGCAUGACCUAUGUUUCAUUGUCUGUAUGAAACAAAGUAGUUACUGAUAUGAAACCAAGGCGCUCAAGCGCUCCUAAUCGAUGCUAUCAAUGUUUUAUAUUUAUCAUAAGAUAACUGUAAUAUUCCUGAGUUUCUGUCUCAUCUAUCUCUCGGAUCUUUGCAAUCAUAGAUCAUAAAUUUCUUGAUGUUUUUGUGAGAGUUUUAGAUUCUUCUUUCUUUUUUGUUGUUCUGGAGAUCCUAUAAUUAGGAAGGAUAUGUAAAAAUCUCCUUUUCAUGACCUUGGUGGAAUGGCAUACUUAUGAUAUCAUUAAUCGGACAGUCGCGUAUGGUCCACGUAUAUUUUGUGGUUUAUAAUGCAUUAUUUUUAGACUCCCCUACUGUUGCUUAUAACUCAAGGCAAGCUUUUUACGACUUGGUUCCAUCCGAGUUUCUUGUUUUUGAGACAGCUCUUACUUUCCACUUUUUCAUGACCAAAAUACCUUGUCAUCCGUGGUCUCUCUGUGUAGGGAUUGAAGCUGAAAAAAUGUUAACAGAUUUGCAGGAUUUUGCCCAGUUUGGUUAAACAUGCUUGAGACUAUGGGGGAU